Heteronotia binoei (common prickly gecko) is the source of this 1824-nucleotide messenger RNA. RefSeq names its product iroquois homeobox 1 (gene IRX1). The transcript is spliced from 4 exons. NCBI's taxonomy places the organism in Eukaryota, Metazoa, Chordata, Lepidosauria, Squamata, Gekkonidae. The record is from RefSeq and is a predicted model, not a curated record. Gene Ontology annotation, cellular component: nucleus. Gene Ontology annotation, biological process: cell development; regulation of transcription by RNA polymerase II; neuron differentiation. The coding region runs from base 32 to 1441 and encodes 469 amino acids. Gene Ontology annotation, molecular function: RNA polymerase II cis-regulatory region sequence-specific DNA binding; DNA-binding transcription factor activity, RNA polymerase II-specific.
GUGUGGCCGGGCCGCUCGUCCCUCGCCCGGGAUGUCCUUCCCGCAGCUGGGCUACCCGCAGUACCUCAGCGCCAGCCAGGCCGUCUACGGCGGCAGCGACCGGCCCGGGGUGCUGGCCGCCGCCGCCGCUGCAGCCGCCGCCGCAGCCGCCGCCUCGGGCCGUCCGGCAGGCGCCGAGCUGAGCAGCGGCUCCACCGCCGCCGUCACCUCCGUGCUGGGCAUGUACGCCGCCGCCGCCGCCACCGCCACCGCCGCCGCCAGCGGGCCCUACGGCGCGCCCAACUACAGCGCCUUCCUGCCCUACACCGCAGACCUCGGCCUCUUCUCGCAGAUGGGUUCCCAGUAUGAACUGAAGGACAAUCCAGGAGUCCACCCUGCCACUUUUGGUGCUCACACCACCCCUGGUUAUUACCCAUAUGGACAGUUCCAAUAUGGUGACCCUGGAAGGCCCAAGAAUGCGACCCGGGAGAGCACCAGCACUUUAAAGGCCUGGUUGAAUGAACACCGCAAGAACCCCUACCCCACCAAGGGCGAGAAGAUCAUGUUGGCCAUCAUCACCAAGAUGACCCUCACCCAGGUCUCCACCUGGUUCGCCAAUGCCCGGAGGCGGCUCAAGAAGGAGAACAAGGUCACUUGGGGAUCACGGAGCAAAGAUCAAGACGACGGGAACCUCUUCGGGAGUGACAAUGAGGGGGAUCCUGAGAAGAAUGAAGAUGAUGAAGAAAUAGAUCUGGAAAGUAUUGACAUUGACAAAAUAGAUGAAAAUGACGGGGAGCAGAGCAAUGAGGAAGAGGAAGAGAAGGUGGAGCUCUUAAGGCAAAGUAGUGAAGAGGAGCAUCUGGAGAAAGAGAAGGCUUUGCCGCUGUCCGGGCCAGAAGGACUUAAACCCAAAGAAGCCCUGUCCCUGGUAAAGGAGGUCACAGACAACCCUACCCAACUCCUAAACUCCAACAGACAAAAUAAUCUGCAAGGACCACCUCACCACAAACCCAAAAUCUGGUCAUUGGCAGAGACUGCAACAAGCCCUGAUGGGGCCCUCCACAAGCUGACACCUCCUUCACCUCCCACCCAGGCGAACCACACAUCCUCCCAGCUCCAGCACCCAGCCUUCCUUCCCAGCCAUGGACUUUACACCUGCCAGAUUGGCAAGUUUCAUAACUGGACUAACGGGCCAUUCCUCACACAGAGCUCCUUGUUAAAUGUGAGGUCCUUUUUGGGAGUUAACCACCACCACGCUGCACAUCACAACCACCAUCUCCAGGCCCAGCCACAGCCGUCCAUGUUAACAGCGUUCAGCACCGAAAAGCCAUCAGAAAGGACUAGCCCCAAACACAUAGAAAGAGAAAACAUCCCGAGGACUGACUCUCCGCCUCAACCAUUAAAAUCCCCCUUCCGGGCUGUCCGGGACAACUCUUUGAGUCAGCAAGAGGGAACAUCGUGAAUUUUAACAACUCUUCCUUCUGCUUGAUUAAUUUUUUUUUGAGUGGAAAAGAAAAUUUCGUAGACUGUUCUAAAGGACAGAACAAAAAAAUGGGAAUGCUCUAAAUGACUCCCAUCAAUCUCGUUUUUGCAAUAAGGUGGUACCAAUCCAUUAAAAAUAGAUUUUUCCAGCUCCCUAACUGGAUUAUCCCCUUUUUUCUGUUCUUCCAUCUCCAGAAUGUGUAAUUCUAACCAUGACUGGAUCACUUGUUUUUUUGGUUAAGAAAAUUCUCAUGUGUUUGUGUUAUUUUUUCUGUAUAUAAAGUGAUUUCAAAUUGUAAAUAUUACCACAGCAAAAACUUGUUGAAAUCAUAUAUUUUUAUCUAAUAAAGAAAAUGAAAUUAU